Messenger RNA from Phycomyces blakesleeanus NRRL 1555(-), 585 nucleotides. RefSeq lists its product as hypothetical. The record is from RefSeq and is a predicted model, not a curated record. The transcript is spliced from 6 exons. The coding region runs from base 1 to 585 and encodes 194 amino acids. Lineage: Eukaryota; Fungi; Mucoromycota; Mucoromycetes; Mucorales; Phycomycetaceae.
AUGAUUUAUAAGAAAAGUCAUAGAAUCAUAAAGACUUUUUGUAAUACUAUCUUUAAAGACCAUGUCAAGUUAAAUUCAGUAUUAGAGAGCAAAGAUAUGGACAACUCUUUAUAUGCAUUGAUCAAAGGUGAACAGUUUCAAAGUAUUUAUCUAUACUUUACACUAAAUUUGUACUUUUAUAUUUUGAUUAUCCUCAGUCAUAAAGCAAAAUCAUUGGAUAACGAAAUAUAUAAGAAACGUACUUAUGCUUUCAUUAAGUACACCCCCGGUUCCCCCUCCAGUUAUGCAGAAGAUCAUAAGAAGUUGUUGCCAUUAGAUUGUGGCGCAAUCUUACUUGAUAUUUCACUAUUUAUUAUCCUUACGCACACCGAACCAGGUAGAGUUAUUCCAUGCCGUCAGAAAUGUCAUGAUUUGUGGUCCGUCACACUCUUGACCGUUCUGAUCUGUCCACACCAAGUUAGUGCGGACAGACUGAAAAGUUCAAAAGUUCGAACAUUAAAGCGGUAUUAUUUGAUUUGUUUAAAAAACAAGAUCAAAAAAGAUCAAACAUCUCUGACAGCAUUAUCUUCUUCCGCUGGCAAUUGA